Molecule: messenger RNA, 1740 nt
Organism: Zea mays
Lineage: Eukaryota; Viridiplantae; Streptophyta; Magnoliopsida; Poales; Poaceae
Exons: 5
Coding region: 239-1444 (401 amino acids)
Source: RefSeq, a predicted model, not a curated record
CCAUUGACAGCCGGCCUAUGUUGUAUCGUUGUGAGCAUUCCCAUCCAAAGUUCCUACCACCCAAACCCAUCCCCAUCCGCGUCGCCGUUGCGGCAACGGCGACGUCGCGACGAGCCCCGGCGGCAGCUUUCCAGCUGCUCCCCAACCCCAACGCAACGCAGCCGCCUGCAUGCUCUCCAGCUGUGUGAUCACUGGCGAGCUUAAGAGAGACUAGUGCGCGCUGACAGAUGCGCUCACCAUGGGCAAGGCCGGCAGCGUUUUCCCUAGCCCUGCGCCGGCAACCAGGUCCAGCCGCUGCCGGUGUGGGUGUGGCGCGGUCGUUGAAAAGGUGGUGGUCAACGGCAAGUGCGUAUCCGUGCUGUUCCUGGCAGUCAGCGGGUUCCUCUCGGCCUUCUUCCUGCUGCUUCGUCUCCGGACAUCAGGAGACGUCCCCGAUGAUCCUGGCAUACUCGCCGAAAUCGAGGCAGGCUUCAUUUUGUCAGUGCCACACUCACAGGUAGCUUCACAGACUGGAAUGCUCGAAAAAGAGAUAUAUACCCAAAUAGGUGUCCCCAACAGCAAGGUUUCAGUUUCCAUGCAACCAUACGUAUAUGCAGACACCACUUAUGUGAAGUUUGGUGUUCUUCCAGACCCAAGAAAUACCUCCAUGAGCACAGAAUCCAUCGACGCACUGAGAGCGUCCUUGAUAAAACUUACGCUACAGCAGCUGAAUCUGUCUCUGACACCGUCUGUUUUUGGAGACACGUUUUGCUUGGAGAUUCUAGGGUUCCCAGGAGGGAUCACGGUACUGCUUCCGCAUAGUGCUCCGCAUGCUGACUUGAGAGAACCUCUCUUCAAUGUCACGUUUAACUCGACCAUUCAUGAAAUAAGGGGGGUUCUUGAGGAGAUGAAGAUUGAGCUUGGAUCCACACUAGAGCAAACACCAGAUGAGGAAUUAUAUGUCGAGUUAACGAAUAUGAAUGGCUCAACGGUUGCAACACCAGUUACAGUUCAAGUUUCCAUCUCCCCCGUUGACCACAGCAUCUAUCUAGGAAACUACAGGCUCGAACAGCUAGCCAGAAUCAUAACAAACUGGAGUGCAAGGAACCUUGGCCUAAAUACCUCAAUUUUCGGCGAGAUUAUAGGUUUGACGUUGUCUCCACUCCUACAAGCCUUCCUUCCAUCCAGUGCUCCUAGCUUCUCUCCAAUAUCACCGCCAUCCAUGCCCUGGCCUCCAAUACCGGAGGGGCCAAAAAUCUACCCUUCCAGGGAAAUCUCAUGCCCUCCUUUGGUUAAAAUUCAAAAUGCAACCACUCAACAUCGCAGACUAAUGCGUGUGCCAUCCAAGACGAUUUCUCCACAAUUGUCGACACGGUUUCAUAGGAAGCACACAUCUGAGGGCAAGAAAAAUAGUAUUGCAGUGCCAGCAACAACAUUCGCUGCACCAGCACCCAAGCAGAAAUGAAUGCUUGAUCUCUAGGUGCCUCAAAGGUUCCAUAAGUUUCCAAACCCCUGCCUAGUUACACCAAGGUGGGUAUGAAGUAGCUGUGUGUGUGCCUAGGCUAAAGUUGUAAGAAAUCUCCGUCAAGUGUAAGUAGAAAAUGGGAAGUUAGUAGCCAGAAAGCUGGAUAACUCCCAAACUUCAUGUAUAAUAGUAUGGCAAUAGCUAAAGAAAUGGCUGGCCAUCUGUCAAUUAUGAUAAUUUUCCAAACUCGUGCAUCUCCAUGAAGAAUGUCAUUCUAACAAAAUUUCCAAGAGCCA